Molecule: messenger RNA, 975 nt
Organism: Paraglomus brasilianum
Lineage: Eukaryota; Fungi; Glomeromycota; Glomeromycetes; Paraglomerales; Paraglomeraceae
Source: the annotation of a GenBank genome assembly
AUGCUCAAACAAACUUGUUUCGCUUUCUCGAAAAAUGUCACAAUACUUCCAAUACCUUACUUCCUACAAAUUCGUAAUUUCCACUACAAACGCCGCAAGAAAGUUCGCAUACCUAAACCGAAACCACCAAUGAAUCUCCCAACCGAUCCCGACUUUUAUGCUGGACGAACUGGUCUAAUUCGAUUCGAAGAAUACUACCACAAUACCCUUGCAGAAGAUCUUAUGGUAAUGACUUAUAGACACAAGACAAAAGAAAUGAUAAAAGCUGAAGUUGAGGAGCGCGCUCGACAAUUGCAAGCGGCUGACGAAGCGGCAGCGGCAGCGCUGGAAAAUCCAUACUUGAAGAAUAGACCAACACCCCCACCAAGAGGGAAGAAAUCGAUCAAGCCUAAAAGACCAUCGAGUUCGGUGAAGACUAUACCGCAAUUGGACAAGAUCGAUUUACAUUGUAUGGUCAAGGAGAGUCUACAGAGAAAGGAGGCGUUGUUGAAUGGGAUAAUGGCAUUGUAUUCUAUUACUUCCGAGCUGCCUACGGUAGUUUAUUCCAAGCAUGGUGUUGCUAAUUGGAAAUUAAGACCGGGUAAGCAAAUUUGCGUGGAAAUGAUGCAAUUCAUUCUGUUUUUCUUUUUGGAGAAUUUAACGUUUGAUCUACCCAAAGGAAUGCCUAUCGCGUGCAAAGUAUCUCUCAAAGGUGCAGCCAUGUACGCAUUUCUCGACAAGUUAAUUGAAAUUGUUUUACCAAGGACGAGAGAAUGGCAUGGUUUGCCCGCUAAUGCAGGAAAAGAUGGAAACAUUGCUUUUGGAUUGCCAUCACAAGCGGUACCAUUGUUCCUGGACAUUGAGAUUAACUAUGAAAUGUAUCCAAUUAUACCCGGAUUCGACGUCGUUUUCAACACAACAGCAUAUACCAAUCCAGAAGGACGUCUUUUAUUAAGUGGAUUUCAGAUACCGUUUCAAUCAGCUCAGAAACGUUAG